Cydia strobilella is the source of this 15925-nucleotide messenger RNA. It is a transcript of the gene Achi, whose product is annotated as iroquois-class homeodomain protein IRX-5-like. The coding region runs from base 349 to 1431 and encodes 360 amino acids. The record is from RefSeq and is a predicted model, not a curated record. Gene Ontology annotation, biological process: regulation of transcription by RNA polymerase II. The transcript has 8 exons. Gene Ontology annotation, molecular function: RNA polymerase II cis-regulatory region sequence-specific DNA binding. Lineage: Eukaryota; Metazoa; Arthropoda; Insecta; Lepidoptera; Tortricidae.
UUGCUUACUGUUUGACAUUUUAAUAAUAAUCAACCACGCUUUGUUUUGACAUUUAAUACUCCAACUGUCACUGAAGCGUUGCCGUGCGAGCGAGCACGAUAUACGAAUCCGUGUAAGUCUGAUAAGGACAGCUGCGCGGCGGCGCUGUGGCUUCCCGCCGUCCCCCGUACGACAGUCGCGCUCAGUUCGUUUUGCUUUGCUUGCUGUGCGUAGUUCAAGGAAGAAUUAUUUUGUUUGAACGUUAUCCAAUCGGUUAUUCGUGACUUUUGGACUGUUGGUGAACUUUGUUAGUGAUAUACGUGUGAUUGAGUGUAAAAAACAAUAUUCGGAUGGAUUGAGUGUGUAACGAUGUUACCUCCUACGGCCGGCAUAGCACAAGAGCAACGCGACCGGCCCGAAAUGGCGUAUCAGCAGCGUCGCGACGUUAGGGAGCUGACCCGGGAGAUCAUCAGGGAUGCGGCUCGAGCAGCCAACAGACAGCAGUCAAUGUCGCCUGGAGCUCGAGAGCGUUUCAACUCCACAUCAUCCACAGACGACAACGAGAGCGGCACCGACGGCGAGGCCGACCGCUCGCGUCGCGCCAGCGUUGUCCUAGGUCAACCCGGCCCGCCGCCCGGCAUCGUCUCCAUUCGCAAGCGACGCGGCAACCUGCCCAAACACUCCGUCAAGAUAUUAAAGCGAUGGCUAUACGAUCACAGAUACAAUGCGUACCCGAGCGACGCCGAGAAACUGACUCUCAGUCAAGAAGCCAGUCUCACUGUGCUCCAAGUAUGCAACUGGUUCAUAAACGCCCGCCGCCGCAUCUUGCCAGAGAUGAUACGACGCGAAGGUCACGACCCUCUCCACUACACUAUAUCACGUCGUGGCAAAAAGCAACCAGGAACACCCACUGCCGGCUCCUCUGGGCAACAGGUGGCCUGGGACACUGUCGAACUGGAGAUCCAGAACGAGGGCAACCCCCGUGAAGGAGAAUACGCCGAGGGUGACGGACUUCUCGUCUACCGUAGCGACGGUGAAUUGGGAGAGGAAGGAUAUUCGUCAUCCGCUGUUAGCGAGGAGGAGGUCAAAUACGAUCCCUCUGUGUGGCAGAGCGUCAUACGUUACGGGCCGGAGGACACACACCCGGCUACUAGAGGCACUGCAGCUGUGGUGACCGUGACGACAUCAGAGGAGGAGGAGCAGGCGGCGGAGGCGGCGCGUGCGAGCGGGACGAGUGCAGGGGGCGGGGGCGGCGGGGGCGGGGCGGGAGGCUGGCACCCGCAGCUCGCGCACCUGCCGCAGCUGCCGCACCCGCUGCGCACGCGCAGGCUGCAGGUGGUCCCCAGCUCUUCAGAGGGCGAGCGAGACAAGUUCAAGUGUCUCUAUCUGCUGGUUGAGACAGCCGUCGCGGUCCGCCAACGCGAGAAAGAGCAGGAAGAGGUACCUGUCUAGUGCGCAGAUAACGUGAAACACAUCGCCGCUACCCAGCGGCGGCAAGCGCAGUGCCGCUAAACGGAAUUGUAUCUUCUGGCUAUUAACAUAAGUACUAUUUCACCUAUUCCCGCCCAUCCUAUACAAACACUCGAUAGAAAUAUAUUAUCUAUCGAUAUAUCUUUAAACCGAGUGUUUUCACUAUUAUAAUUAGUGAUAUUAUGACUCUAAACGCAUUGUUGCUAAAUUGUAUUAGUGACAAGUAAAAGUAUAAUUAAAAUUUGUCAAAUUACGAGUAGGAUUGGAAAUGUGUGCAGUUAUGCGAUGUACAGACGUAACAAUUAGGUUGGAAACUAAAAGCUUUAUGCAGAUGGCGCCACUAUCGCCAAACUAUAAAAAUAAUUCCGGCGCCAUAUGUACAAUUUCUACUGACAAACUGACUGUGCUAGAGUAUAUGUUACUCUAUAGUUUACGGUUUGUGCUAAUUUUAUUUUAUUUUAUUUUAUUUAUUUGGCUCACAAAACAAGUUACAGACAAUUUCAGAAAUUAAUACAAUAUUAGCAUACAGUUCAGAUCUAGACUAUAACUCUAAGCAUGUGUGCACAGAAGGAUUAGAAGAUUUAGUUACAAUUUAUUGCUAGGGAGGUGAGAUGCCAUUUCUACACAAGAUUAUGGACAGAAAAGUAAAAUAAACAGUAGCAAGAUCCAGUUUACAGAGUUGCGUGCGCUAGUAAUUAAUCUACCUAAGUCUAAAACUAAAACUAAAUUAUACUAAAUAUUUUCAACUAAUUAAUUAAUCAAAAAGCGUUUACGGAAAUUACAAUUAUGAACGCAGCCUAUGGACACAAAAUUUUGCGGAUUUUAUUUUGCUAAUGCUGCACUCUGGCGGCAGAACAUUAUAGUAAUACUCGCUAUUCGUAGACGCGCUCUGUAGUGAGCAAUCGUCAUUUUUCAACCCUAAAUUGCAAUCACUUGUCGAUCCAAUUUGCAAUUCUGUCUUUACCGUAAGGGCACACAGGGCCCCGAAGGACAGACAGUAAAAUCAAAGUUUCUGAUUACCCAUAAUAAAUAGAAGAUCAUAGUAGAAACAUAUUAAGUCACAUUUGAAUUCGGGUCUAUCGCGAAUUCAUUUUGUUACCUUUAUUUACCGACGUUUCGACACAGGUUUCACUGGUCGUGGUCGCGGCUAACUGAUGUCCCAGCAAAAUGUCAAAACAGAGAUUUGUGUGACUACCCGACGAAAACCCGACCCCACCCCCCGAUUCAAAUGUGAUCUAAUGUGUUCGAAACGCGAAAGUUUUAAAUGUUAUAUAGUAGAAACAUGUUAGUUUAGCUUCGCUUUCUUUACUUUCCAAAAAGGGCCCCAAAUUCUUGAGUGUCCAAGGUCCCAGCAUAGUUAAGACGGCCUUGCAAAUCUGUCUGAGUCAGAUAUCGAUCGAGGAUCGUCCCUUUUAGCUCAAGAUUAUAACAUCAAAUUGCUACAUCUGUACAUCCCUUUAUACGCGGUUCAAAGUUGUGAAAUACAUAAUGUAUUCAGUAGUAAUGGAGGCCAGAAAAGAUAGUGUUAUUAGUGGGGCGCAUUUAAAUAAUUAAAUAUAACGUCCUUUUCUACCCUUUAUUUAAUUGGAUUCAUCAUGGACAAGUAAAACAAAAAGACUGACAUCGUCUAUAUAAAAUCACGUUCUUUCUUCAGGCUAUUGCCAGAUGGCGACACUAACGCAGAGCAGGUCUCGGUUCAAUCCAUUUUAAAAUUAUUUUAAACGGACUACUUGCGUACCUAUAUAAACAGACGAAUUUGACCCUUGUGACCCUUUUGAGAAUCUUCGAUAGUGUAUACGUCGAGCGUUCGAUCAGUAGAGACGGGGCAGUCUGUCUCUAUUCAAAGCAUUGUAUUGCCCCUCCUACCUUCACGACAGGGAUGUUGUGGAUGCCGAUUUUUUGACAUCCGCGGAGGCGGAUGCGGAUUUUUAAAGGCUCACAUCCGCGGAUACGGAUGCGGAUGUCGAGGUUAGGCACAUAAAAAACGUCAAAUAUUACACUUUAGUAAUUUUUAUAAAAAAAAACCGAAACAGUAUUUGAACAAGAAUAUAGGUGCCCCACAAUCGCAUUACUAUACUAAAGUCCAAAUAAUAGUGGAUUGUGUCACAAGGGAGCAAAAUGACAUAUUUACGGCGAGGGCGUACAAUUGAAUCCUAAACGAAGCGAAGGAUUCUAUAAUAGAAUCCUGAGCGUAGCGAGGGAUUCUAACAUAGAAUCUUGAGCGUAGUGAGGGAUUCAAGUGUUAACGCCCAAGGUGAAAAUAAUUUUGCUACCAUGUGACACAUACUGCUUUUCACAUCACCUAUGAGGAAAUUGCAUACAUAUAUUAGGUUUCAAAACAUUACUAUUUUAAGCAAAUAUCGAUACGGACAAAGUGCCAAAAAUAUGUAUACACGACCUUAGUGUAGGUACAUACUUCUGGCACUUUGUACGUAUCGAUAUUUUCAGACGUGACUGUACUGACAAAUUAAAAGUACCUACAGCUCAUAAUUAUGUAGCUAAUAUUUUUUCAAAGACAGCAGCAAACACCUAAAAUGAUACAAUGAAAAUCAAGUACAUUAUUUUUGUAGAUUUUUCUGGUAACAAAUUAGCUCUUACCCCUUUGAACCAAAUCUUCGAAAGAACACUAUGAAGACUGAUAUCACUUAUAUUUAUUAGUAUAAAGUUGUUGAUUUAAACUAAGUAUUUACAAAUUUAUACACAAUACAGAACCGCAUAAUUAUGCUUUGUGAAAUAUUUGUACAAAACUUUUUAAAUGUAAACUUUUUAAAUUGCAUCGACAAGUAUGGCUGCGUUUAAGGAGACCUAAAAUAAAAAUUAAAUUAUUAAACUAAUGUUUUUUGUAUAUACUACUCUAAUUAAUUAAUUUACUUAAUUUAAAUAUGCUAUUAAUUAAUUUAAAAUACGCUAAUUACAUUUAUUUUUUACAAUUACAACAAAAUAUUAUUUAAGUUAGAAAAAUUGUAUGCACGUAAUCGAUUAUAAAGAAAUUGUAAUCGAUUAUAUGCAUACUAAUUUCAUGUCUUUGUGUCAAUAUGUCAGAAAAGUGCCACUUUGAUCCCUCCUAGCAGGGAAGAAAAGUUCCCUUUUCGAAUAGGUGAUGUGAAAAACAAAUUAUUCACUUCUUGUCGCUGUCCGUCAUAGGCUAAAGUGCUCGAUCGACGAAUCACAAAAACGAAACGAGAUUCCUAUUGGCUAAUGACGAAAUUACCUAGCACUUAUGCCGCCACUAAGACGUUCCUGUACCUACCUGUUCCACAUCCGCAUCCGCAUUAAGCUCCGCAUCGAUUUUAUGCGGAUGCGGAUGUUGAAAAUAAUGCGGAAGUUUCGCGGUUGCGGAUGCGAAUAUUCACAACAUCCCUGCUUCUCAUAAUAAAUUCUACUUAGUUAUAAUUAUUAACAUGUUAAGAUAAGUAAGGCACUGAUAGAAUUUAGGAUUUUAAAUUGUAAUUUGACAUUUUUAUUACCAAUAAUCUAGUAUAACCUAAUACACAACAAAAAACGACAUUGAUUAAUUAAAAUAAUAAUUAUUAAUAAAUUGACAAAUCAAUUAAUUUUAUUUUAUUUUUAAUGUAGUGUGCAAUUUAAAUAAAUAUUUUAAUUAUUAAAUUAACCAUUUCUCAAUAUAGUGUCCUAUAUUAACUUAUAAGACUUGCUGAUAUUUUAAUUGUGCUCCACUCGAAGAUCCUCAAAACGGGUCAAAACAUGUUUUCAUCGAUAUUUGACAAGUUUUGAAUCGUAUCGUAUCCUACUUUUGCACUACAUAUAGAAUUAUAAGACAAACGGCUAUCGGUUCUUCAAUCUUUUAUCUCCAUUUUUGUCUACCGGAUUUUGAAAGAAAUUAAUACUUAUUAAUUUAUGAUUUUUUACACAUUGUCUAAAAAAAACACUUUUUUCGUAUUUCUGUGAAACAUCUUACAUAUACGAAAUCAACAUAUUUGCGUUCGCCUUUAACGUCUCUAAAAAUAAUAAAAAAAUGUCUAAGGUUUUAAUUUUAAACUAAUUAACACAAAAGUUAUGGCCAUAAAACCCGAUUUUUGGCCUGAAAUUGUUCAACUUUGAUGCCAAAUAUCUCGAAAACAAUGAACUUUGAAGUAAAAAUGGGAUACUAUAUUGCUUUAGCUUGAUUUAGACGUUGCUAUCAUUUUCAAUUUAUACAAACAAAUUGACACAAUAAACAUGACCCUAUGUGUCAGUGUCAACACUGUCAAAUAAAAAUGCACUAAACAUGACGGCACUGCAAAUCCUGCCAGGUCGGCCAGGCAACGUCGCCAACGUCAUAGAGUGGCAACGCCGCACGCAACGUAUUUGUACACGACAUUUGUGACACACACAUACGUAAAAUUGAUGAAAAAAUUACGUUGAUUUAUGUAUGAUUUCUGUAUGAAACAAAGUUUUUCUAUUAAUUUAGCGCAAACGAAUAUUCAAAAGUAGAUAAAUGAGCAAAUAUUUGUGUAGUAAUAGUGUGUAGUGCCUUAAUUAAAGCAGAUUGAAUUUUGUAUGAAAAUCGAACCACCUUAAUAUGAUAAGCUACAAAAAAAUAUUAGAAAACUAAGGGAUUCGGAUCGAAGGUCAUUGGGGAUGGGGCACGGGAUCCCCUUAAUAAUACGUUCUUCAAAUGUGCCAUUCCCAAUCAAAAGGGUACUUAUUGUCGGUUUUCAAUAAGGCGCUAUUUCCAUAUAGCAUUAAUUUGAAAUCAACCUUAUCGACAAGCGACAAUGUGGUACCUUUUGGUUGAAAACGUCACAAAUUUAGAAUUAGAAGGAACGCGGCUUUGUAUAGACUUGUUUUUUUUUUCUAUUUGUCCAUGGAUUCACGUAAUAUGGAUCCAAUUUAAAAAUAUAAUGUCUUGACGAGGCUGCUACUUUAUAAAUUAGCCAUUGCACAUGUAGCUCAAAACAUAUAAUGUAUGAUCAUAUUCAUAACGAUAAUAUCGUAUUUUAUACAUUUGUGGCAUUAUCUAUGAAAAGGGACCUCAUUCUCGAUGGCGCUUGCGUCGCGAAGUUGUAUUUGUAUCGGAGCAUCUUUUAUAAUGGCGGAACCGCCUUCGACAAUAAGGUCCCUUGUCAUAGAUAACGUCACAUUUAUUAUCACAAGAAAGUUUUGUUGAUAUUGAAGUCGAUAGAUGGCGUUAUGUAUCCGCAAAAAAUGGACAAAUCUUGAAAAACACCUCUGAAUCCUUUUUUUAAACAUGUAUUGCUAUACUUAUUAAUACCAUAGCUGCAUCUCAUCAGAUACGCCAGAAAAAGAAACUGAGCGAAAUUAACUGUAAGUUUGUCUCACUCUAACAUAUAGAAGAGCCAUGUGGUACAAGAUCGUUAACCUUAUAUCAAUGGAUCAGCGCAUGGAUGAAAAGCAUACUAACGCCAUCUAGCGACUUUUGUAUUCAUCAAACAUAUACAUAUUAACAAAAUAACAUAAAGGAAAGAUAUGAUAAACUAGCGGUAGUGGUAACUUAGGAGUAUAUUUUUACCCAAAAUGUAUAGUGCGACAUAAAAUAGUAGAAAUUAAAUAAAAUAAAACUAAAAAAAUUCCAUACUAAACUGUUGCCAUGUUUAAGCAUUUUACGACAAAAAUGUGGGUGACAUUUACGUGGGAAGUGGCGCCCUUUUAUUUUCUACAAUUUCUUGUCAGACAAUAACCGAAAGGUUAUGUAAGUAUAGUGGAAAUGAGGGCUAUCGUUUUUUUGCUCACCAGUUGGCGCCUCUGUUGAUGGUGGUCCAAAAGACUAAAGAACAGCUGUCAGUCAUUGAAGUGACAAGUGAAAUUUGACAUUUCGAACUAUGGAAAAGACCACCAUCUACACUAGCGCCCCUAGCGGCGAAUUCAUACGCGUUAGCCCUCAUUGUAAAACUGCGGCUUUAAAAUAUUUGAAAAGAGAAUAUAAACCAUUUGUUAACUUAUUGAUUGUAAAGAAAUGUAAAAAAAGACGUGCUUCGAAUUUAAUAGUUUGUAGAUGGCGUUGUACAGUCGCCAUCAGAUAUAUCGGGCGGCCGAGGUGCUCACAAAUAUCUGAACACGCCUGUAUGUACUACAUUUGCGGUAACUCUGGUUCUCAAAAGUUGACUGACAGUCCGUUAUGAUAAAAUAUAUAGCGAUGCACAGAGCCAUCCGUUACAGCUGUUAAAAUCGGAGUACGAUUUUUUCUUUGUCUUUACAACUGUUCUAACAUCAAUCUUUUUGUGAACUAUAAGUGUGUUUAAGGGUGGUUAUUCCAUUUGUCCAAUGUGUAUUUGUAUCUAACAUUCUUAGUGAGAGGGUGAGACGCAAUGCACAUUGGACCAAAAUAUUGGACAGGUGGACAACCUAAAUAAAGUUUCAUUGAUGGCAAAGAUGAGAAAUUGCAUCUACUUUAAAUGAAAAUUUGUGUUUGGUAAAAAGACGGCAGUUUUAUAUAAAACUAGCGAUCCGCCCCGGCUUCGCACGGGUUACACAAAACCUUAACAAAUUGUGACAUUUUCAAAACGUACCACAUCGUCGCAAAAGGUACCACAUUGUCGCUUGUCAAUAAGGUUGAUUUCAAAUUGAAGCUAUAUGGACAUAGCGCCUUAUUGACAACCGACAAAAAGUACCCUUUUGAUUGAGAAUGGCACAAUUAUAUACCUAAACCUUCCUAAAAAAUCUCACUCUAUUGAUAGGUGAAAACCGCAUGAAAAUCCGUUCAGUUUUUUAGUAUCGCGAACAUACAGACACGGCGGGGGGACUUUGUUUCAUAAAGUGUAGGAAACAAGUUUAUACUAAUUUUAGCGGUAACGUUGCAGGAUAGUGCACAAUCUGCUUGUAAAUACGUUUGUUAGAAUUAAGUUUAGUUCACGCGAAGGCGGUUUAGUUUAUUUCCUGACUUUAUAACAUUCAGCUUUAUUUUAUUUUAGUAAAAUUCUACUUAUAGCGUAAGUGGGUCGCGCUUUUAUCGUGUCAUCGUGAACGUCACCUUUUAACAACUAUGUAACUGCAAGACAACACGAUAGACGAUAAACAUUUAACCAUCAUAACAAAUAUUUUCUAAUUAAUACAGCUUUGAUGAUUCAUUUGAAGACAAGUCACAUUUCCUGAAAGUGCAGUCUAAUUUGAACCUUAAAUCGGAAUGCUAAAGUUGAAAUUGUAUUGGCGCGUAUGUGGUCGAUAAAUAUGCCUGAAAAAGCAUUACGUUUCGAUUGGGUUUUUCUAUUUAUGGGUUGUAUGUUGUGAGGUUUUCCAUUGUAUGAAUAUUAUUUAAGAUCUUUGAUUUUGCAUUAAAUAUUCGAAGUUUCUAACUUUUAAAAGUCGCCAUUAUAUAUGACAAAUAUAUAUCAGAGCGAUUUAAAAAUACAUAAAAUAUUAAAAUACGCAACAAGUCAAACUGACCAAGUAUUUUUUACAUUGAUAUGUAGCCGUACUACGAGACACUUGACGUUUACGCACUGUUCGCAUUCCAUCUCGCUCGCACUGCUGUAUUGGUGCGAUAGAGGGAAUGCGAUCGAGUUCACGUAGUCGCUAAUGUAAAUGUCAAAUGCCAACUCGUGGUAGCCCUGCUUGUCAGUUGUUGCAUGUAGCUGAUAGUUGAAAUACGACUUAUUUUCACAGAUCUUAUGAAAAAGGUCAUAUUUUCCUACAUCAAGUAAUCGGUUUAUUUUAUUAAAUGAUUGAUAAAUAAAUAUCAAUAUCACAGCCGAUAUGAUUAUAUCAGUCAAAUUAUUUCACAAGUCUGUAAUUAUUUUUAAGGUUACCUCGGAAGUUAUUUCACUAUUUAGUUGUCUAUGCCACUAUAUAUAAAUGUGACGUUUUCAACCAAAAGGUACCACAUUGUCGCUUGUCGAUAAGGUUGAUUUCAAAUUGAAGCUAUAUGGAAAUAGCGCCUUAUUGACAACCGACAAUAAGUACCCUUUUGGAUGGAAAUGGCACAAAUUACAAGAUAUGAAGAAUUGGAGGUGGUGUAUCUAUGUAAUUUAUGUAUCGUGAUUUAUGGUGGUUUAACAGUGUUUUUGUACUGAUAAUACCAUGCACAUGCCAUUUUUAACCAAAAGUGUACUUAUUGUCGCUUGUCAGUAAGGCGAUAUUUCCAUAUAGCUUCAAUUAGAAAUCAACCUUAUCAACAAGCGACAAUGUGGUACCUUUUGGUUGAAAACGUCACAUAUAAACAAGUAUGGUCGUCAGGUGACAACCAAAACUCACUGUUUACUACCACAAGUUAAUAGCCAUAGUGAAUCAUAUUAAUACCUAAAUAAGGUUGAUUUUUGUUUAAUUAUUUUUUAGUAAUUAGUGAGUUUUGGUUGUCACCUGACGUGAGGGCCUAAAACACUAUUCGAUGUGACUGUACAGUAUAAUACCGACAAUUGGUAUCGUUGUGUUCGGUAGACUCUACUGAGUACGAAAUAACAACUUGUCACUUUCUAACUGUGGGAGGGAUAACUGUGACGUCACAAAAUCGGCAGUACAAAGCUCUUAACUUUUUUCUUUUAAACAUACCAUGUGGGGUACCAAAUGAAAGGGCAUUGUGAGUAGAUUACAAAUAUAUAACAUAGUCUAACAUUUUCAAUACUUGGUCUAACAAAUUAUUAGAAAAUGAGCAAAAAUUCACAAUUCAGAGUUGACUUUGAACUGCUCUAAAUUGAAUAUGGCUGAAUGGAUUAGUCCAAGUAUUAUACAAUAUGACUGUGAAUAUCCUUUUAUAUCAUGUCUAAAAAUAAUUAACCAGAUAUAUCCAAAAAUAAGAAAAGUACAUCAAGUUGAAUAACACUAUAAUUUUCUGUUAUACUAUCUAUACCAAAAUAAAUACAUACAUUAGACCAGAAAAUUAUACUGUUAUUUAACUUCAUGUACUUUUCUUAUUUUUGGAUAUAUCUGUUUAAUUAUUUUUAUGUAUAAUAUAGAGGAUAUUCACAGUCAUUGUAUAUAAAUUUUGGACUAAUCCAUUCAGCCAUUUUCAAUUUAGAGCAGUUCAAAAUCAAUUCAGGAUUGUGAAAUUUUUGAGCGUUCUCUAUUAAUUUGUUAGACCAAGUAGUGAAAAUGUUAGACUAUGUUAUAUAUUUGUAAUCUACUCACAAUACCUUUUCAUUUGGUACCCCACAUGUAUGUUUAAACGAAAAAAGUAAAAACUUUGUACUGCCGAUUUUGUGACGUCACAGUUACCCUCCCCCCACACUGUUAGAAAGUGACAAGUUGUUAUUUCGUACUCAGUAGAGUCUACCGAACACAACUAUACCAAUUGUCGGUAGUAUACUGUACAGUCACAUCGAAUGGUGUUUUAGGCCCUCUGGCCGCUGUACAUACAUCCUUGUAUUUCCUAAAAAGUCGAACUAUUGAACAUUUAACAUGCGCAUUUGACAUUGUAUCUAUCUUAUAGCGUAUUCCAUUCAGACCUUGAAGUAAGUAUAUAAAAAAAAAUGGAAUAAUAUGUGAUGUUCCACGCUAAAGGUACCACAAGGCGGUUAGCGCUUAAGUACGUCGCGUAGCACCCCAUUAAUAUCGGAGCGUAGAUACAUUAAUAACGUAAGUGCCGACCGCCAUAUGGUACCUUUAUUUGUGGAACGCCACAUCGAUCGUCACAUGAUUUUCACGUACAUUAUUUUAAGAUCCGAACGAAAUAGACUAUAAAUAUGUAAGUGUAUCUAUGACUGUUUGACUUUAGUAUGAAAUACUGGUUGGUUGAUUUGAUAAGUUUGCUAUUCGUUAUCCAGAUUUAAUGAUCGAUAAUUGAUUAUGUUAGCUUUCUUAUACCUUAAGAGUCCCGGGCAAGCUCGGCCGAAUUGCACCUUUUCAUACAAACGUAGUUCCGCUCUCAUUUUAAAACUACGUGUUGGAUUGUAAUGAAACUUUGUACAUACAAUGACAUGAUAUCUAGGUCUGUAAUUAGUUUAUAUAGCUCCAGUUUAUAAAACAAACGAAAUAGACCAAAAACAAGUUGUUAUAAAAAGCUUAAAUUCGCUGUAUUUUUUUAACUAUGGUAUCUGAAGCUACAUUAACUAAUUACAGACAUAGAUAUACCUUAUCAUAUUGUAAGUACAAAAUUUCAGAGCAAUCUAGCUAGUCGUUUUAAAAUGAGAGCGUAACUACGUUUGUAUGGAGAACCGAGCUUGCCGGGGACCCUUAAGGCCAAGCGCGCACUACGAUUUUAAUUUUUGCGACACGAUUUUAGAAUCCCGCUGUAAAUUCUUGUCGUAUAUGCGCGCACUGACAUAUAAACGCAUACGUUGCAUUUUUGCGACAAAAUUAUCAUACGACAAAUAAUUAUAGUGCGCGCUUGGCCUAAUAUUCAUAAUAUAAAUAUCUGAAUCUGAAUUUAAAAAUAUAAAUAAUAUUUUUAAAUUAAGAGGAAAAAUUACUUCUGCUACUAAUUUACGUUUAAUUAUGUUAUAAUGUUGAGAUGUAUUCCCUGUAUUAGUCUUGUCAGGGGGCCUAGGCAUUAUGACGAUCGUUCGCAGAGAAACGAAACCCUAUAUCUAUCCAAAGAUAGAUAUAACUCCGUAAUAGAUGGAUACAGUCUAAGGAAAAAACGUGCCUCGAAAAUCAAGAAAAUUUGGUUCUCGAUCAGAGGGUGCUACUAGCUUUGGCCUACUGUCGUAUAGAUGGCGUUGACGGUUUCGUUUAUUAUUUAACAAUUUUAACGCAUAUCAGUGAUAGAACAUGGGUCAAAAUCGUAAAAAUAAUUAAUGCAAAUAAAAAAAAUCAUUUAUCCAUAUUUAAAUACAUUUUAUCGUAUUUUUAUAAAUCUUCAUUUUUAGUUUUAAGGUGUGUCGAUAGAUGGCAGUGAAUUUACUGGGGUUACAAAAUUUACUAUGACAGUACCGCUCUAUAAUAUUAUAUCCUCUUUGAUCUAUCUAUCUCUAAUAUUAUAUCCUCUUUGAUCUGAAGAGUGAGCGUUUCGCUUCGUUUUCUGCAAACGAUUGUCAUCUAGGCCCCCGGUUACUGUCUUCUUCUGUGAUUGGUUAUAUACUGGUGUGGAACUAUAGUCUGCAUCUUCUCAAAUAUUUUUUACGCCUAAAGCGAGGUUUAGACUAGCAAGAACUUGCAUGCAAUAUUCGUUACAUUGCGGUAUCUGAUCAACCUUUUGAAUACAGUUUACUUUAGUAGUCGGAAAUGUAACUUAAAUUGCAUGCAAGUUCUUGCUAGUCUAAACCUCGCUUUAGACGGUAAUCUGUUAAAUAAAAGCUAUUGUUUCUUUUGUGCGAGCAGUCGGCCAUUGUGUGCCAUUGCGCAGGGCUUGUUAACGUUACCAAAUUCACAUUAUAAGUAACGUUAGGUAACGGUACUAUCAUAAAAAUACCUACAUACCGGUAGUAAAUUUUAACGUUACGUUUACCUAGUUAACGUUACUUUUAUCGGUAAUUUUACUUUUUAUUGCAUGGCUCGUUAACGUUACCCAAUUCAGGCCAAUUCACAUUAUAAUAACGUUACCAAAGUAACACUAUUUUAAUCGGUAAUGCUAGGUUGCCACACCGCGCUACCGAUAGACGCGCGCGCGCCGCGUAGCGAGGCGCUGGUAAAAUGGCGUUGUUGCCAGCUAGCCAUUUCGUACACUGUCUGUAUUUGGCGAUUUUUUACCGGUAAAGAGUAGUAUAAGUAACGGUACAUGGUUUAACGUUAAUUACAAUUUAACGUUAAAUCUGUCUCCCAGUGGUAACGAUACUAACUUUGUAACGGUAUUUAAAGUAUAAGUAACGGUACAUGGUUUAACGUUAAUUACAAUUUAACGUUAAAUCUGUCUCCCAGUGGUAACGAUACCAACUUUUUAACGGUAUUUAAAGUAUAAGUAACGGUACAUGGUUUAACGUUAAUUACAAUUUAACGUUAAAUCUGUCUCCCAGUGGUAACGAUACCAACUUUUUAACGGUAUUUAAAGCCCUGCCAUUGUGUCUGACAAUGGCACGCGCCGAAGCACGCGCUCAGACACAAUGGCCGACCGCUCCUUUAAAAGAAACAAUGGCUUAAAAAAAAAAGAUUAGGGUCUUAGACGUAAAAAUAAUUUGAGGUGAUUCAAACUAUAAUUUUCGUAUGGGUCUGUUAUGUGCAAUAACAACUACACUAGGUUCGCGAAUACUUUCUAUAGAAUACAGGAAAAAGUCAGAGAAUUUGUUUUUUUUAUCAGUUCCUUUUGAACGUUAUUGUGAACCUUGUCGCAAUGCACGAAGGUUGAUAUUGGACUGUAGCCACGCGUCAGUGUUAAAGAUCUCAUGAAGAGAAAAGUGGACGGCCGUUUCUCCAUACAAACGUAGUUCCCAUUUUCCUCUCCGGCUAUUGACAUUAUGGAAAAUAUUUUUACAUAAUUUGAUGUAUAUUAACCAUAGCUAUUGAAAUUGAAAUUCUUUAUUUAGAACUUGACGUCCAUAGGGUUAGGUCAUACAAUAACUUAAUCUAGAGUUAGUAUUACAAUUAAUUAGAAAUAACAAACAAUUGGACAAAACAAACAGAACAAAACAUUACAUAACAGAACAUUACAUUUAUAACUUUCGCAGCGGAGCAGCAACAGGUGCGUGUAGCUGCAUGUACCGCUUGACUAGGGGCGAGUCCCAACGCUGCGCCAGCGUACUUAGGAUGCUGUUCGUGCUGUUGCGGCUGCGAUUGAGGAGUGACGCGCAUCGCUUCUUCAUGAUGGCAAAAAAACAGUCUGUUUGAGCCUCGGCAAACGUCGCUGAGGCACUACAAUACCGCGGCAACCUGAACAGCAUCCUAAAUGCAUCAUUGUAUUGAACACGCAAAGCGCCCUACUAUGCCCCAACUUCAGAAUUUUUCGAUUUUAUUAUUGUACAAGUUAGGAGGGAAAAACAGAUUUCAUACAAAUUUUUAAAUGCUCAUAACUCUUGUAAUAAUAAAUGAAAAUAAAAAAUCAAAGGUAGGGGCAUAGCUGUGGUCGAUAUUCGACAAAUUGUGUCAAAAUAUUUUCAAUAAUGUUAAUAGCCAAAGAGGAAAAUGAGGACUUCGUUUGUAUGAAAAGGCGAUUUCGCGCGGGUCCUCCACUUUCGUCUUAAGACAAAAAAUAAGCAAAUUUCAAUUAUUUAAAAGUUAUAGUAAUAAAUACGGAAUUUUGAUUGAAAUAAAACAAUAUUUCCACUUUCAAAUAUUUAAUUGUAUGAUUAAUUUGUACAAACUAAACUUACGUUCGUCACUCCUUGCCUUGUACAGUCAACAGCAGAAGUAGCUAAACGGAAAAGUGGUUCAAAAUAAACUAAACACAACAGUUAUUAAGAGGAUAAUAGCGUGUGUAGAUCAUUUUGGUCUGACCUGCUUAACCACUUCUGUCACUGAAUGUAAUUCACAUCACAGAAUAAAUAAUAGUACUUGGUACAGAAGGUUCACUCUCUAACAAAACGCGUCUUACGACAGAUAUGACCGCUAGGUGGCGCAAGCGCGAGCAGGCGUCCGUUCCGUAGCGGUGCGCGGCAACUACUAUGGCUAGACACCAAAAUUGGUGUGGGCCGCAUGUACUUGUAGCGACGCGACGAAAUCGCGGAGUGAGCCACGCCUGGCCUAACUCCAAUAAAAUAAGAAAACUAAUAAAACACUGCCAUACACUGUUUCAUACAAAUAUGUGCUUUAGCUGAGAAGGUUAAACUAAAACUAUACUAAUUUGUAACUAAAUUGAUCAAAUAUACUAACUAGCUAACGAAUAGCCAAUGUAUGUCUUCAAUAACACGUUAAUGGCAGAAUGGCUUAAGCGAAAAUAUAAACCCGAAGAACCUAUUCAAAAUAUAUUAUUUUUCUGAAAGCAUGUUUCUAUGUUAAUUUUAGGAUACACCAGAUAAGGCAUCUCGUUCUAUCAAGUAUUGUAAGAAAGAGAAGCAUUAUGCGAAACCAAAGACCUAUGUAACUCCGUAUAAGAUUAAUAAAGUCUAAGGGAAAAACGUGCCUCGGAAUCCAAGAAAAAUUGAUUCUUGCAUAGAUGGCGUUGACGGCAUCGCUUGUUAUUUAACAUCAGUGAAAAAACAUAUGUCAAAAUCGUAUAAAAAUAAUAAAUACAAAAAAGGAAAUCAUUUAUAUAUAAUUUUUUUCGUAUUUUUAUACAUUUUAAUUUUUAGUUUUAAUCGUGUGUCGAUAGAUUGCAGUAAAUUUACUGUGACUACAAAAUUUACUAUGACAGUAACUCUCUAUCCUAUAUAUUAUCUUUGGCUAAACCAAGCAUUUUUAUACCCCAAAUACUAAAAUGACUGUUUACUAGAAAGAGGUGCCUUAUAAAAAAAUAUGACUGAAAUGAAUUUUUUUUUGAUUUUCUUAAUGUAACUAAUGGAUGGUUUCUUAAAGAAAACUGGCGCAUACUCCACCGACAAGAGCCAUGCUCUUAAAUUAUGAUGAUGAAUGUAACUUACUAAAAAUAUACAAUUUUUUAUACAUAAAUUACUAUCGCUUAAGCAAUUCUGCCUGACAAUGUAUAAGGUAGUCUUAAGUUCGUGAGGAGUUUAUUUAAGUUCUUAUUUGUUUAAGUACAAUGACUAAUAGUACUGCAAGUAUGUAUCUGUACAUAGUAGCGUAAGUACUCGUUAGUAAUUAAACUGAGUUCACUAUA